AUCGACUCACGAUCACGUUAGACCCGUAAAAAAUGUCCGAACGAACCGCUUAAUUAAAAUUCAACGGGCGUGUUAGCGAAAGUUCGCGUUUUCUCGGAAAGUCAUCGAUAUAUGUGUCCACGUGUCAAACGCAGUCAAACGGCCCCGUCCUGAGCAAACAGGCAAAUAUACGAUCGCGCCGAACAAGCCGUUAAUAAUCCAUUCCACAUAUUUGCGAGUAUUGCGGAAUGUACUUUUUUUUUUCCUUCUACCGAGAACUUUUGUCGCGGCGUUAUUUCAAUUUCCAUGCUUUCGUGUACUCCCCUUUCACUCGGCAUCGACAAACAGAGAUUUUACUUUCCACUUUUCACAGAAUCCGCGCAAAAGUAUCGACCUUCGAAGAUGAAUUAUUUCUUUAAAACCUGAAAACGCUUUAUACGUUCCGGCAACAGAUGUCCUCGAAAUAUUUCAGAAACGUUACGACAAUUGUCUUUGAAUUCUCUCUUGUGGAAGCCCUUUAAAAUAUAGUCCUUUGUCAGGCCAGAAUGUACAUGGAAUUCCGUUUAAACGUAAAAACAUUUCCGUUUCCAAAGUUUUCUAGAAAGUAACUGUGGUCAUUGCGGGAAUUGUGGACACGAGCUAUAAUAGGCUUGAUUAUAGCCCAGUUUAAUCAGCUUCUCGCAAACAAGUGAAAAUCGAAAGCGGGCACCCGAAUGAUCAUGUUUCAGAAAAUAGGCGAGAAGAGCUCGAAAAACCAUGUCAAAUUCAAAUUACGACGCUCGCAACGUUUCCACGGUUUUAAUAUUCCUUCGCGGCUGCAAUAACUGUUCGAUCCACUUCAUUUUUCAGGGAUACGUUCUAGGAACGAAAUGUCAUCGCGCGUACUCUCCGCUUUCAUGUCCAUCGAUGGCGAUCGUCGCCGCACAUGGCAAACGGCGGGAAAGUUUUUUUUUCUCCUCUAACGCAAGGCUCUCUUAAAUCUUUCGUAUUUUUCGGAGAAAAGGUGUAUCGAGAAUGCGUGAUUUUUUUGAACAUCACUCGGAGUACCGUCGGAAAUAACGCGACGACUCCACGCCCGAGCAUGACCCUCCUUGUACGAGAGGAAGAGGGAGGGAGGGAGCGAGCGAUCCACGAAACGUACGUCGAGGUCUUCGUGGUGGACGAAACCCGUCGCUCGUGGUUCGCCCGGUGGUAAAAGUACUGACACGAUGUGUCCUCAUUGUGUAUAUAUAGGGGUGCCUGCCAAGAAGACACUGCAGUUCUUCGUAGACCGUCUGCGGGAUAAUAUCAUAGUGUCCUGUUGACAUCUCUUUCGUGAAGUUAAACGUAAUCUUACAACCAAUCACGGGUUCAGAGAGGAAAUAGAUAAGAUCGGAAAGAAAAAUACUCGAUUGCAGCUGAUUGUAUCAGUGGCCAUAGCGUAAAAAAAAGAAAAAAAAAUGAUAACCUUUGUGCUUCUUGCUGCUUUGGUGACGUUGUCCUCCGCCCAAUUCCGUCCACUACCCGGUACUCGGCUUUUGGAAUCGCCGAAUCCAACACUUUGCGCGCAGAGAACUAUCCAUCAACGAUUCAAAGGAAAAGGCUAUUACUUCUCGUGGGCCGAUCCGAGGACAGCCGGGCAGGAGGUGGAUUGGCUGUCAGCUAGAAACUUCUGCCGACAACGUUGUAUGGACCUAGUUUCGCUGGAGACCUCCAUCGAGAACGAGUUCAUCAAGAGCCGCAUCGUUCAAGACAACGUGAAGUAUAUCUGGACCUCCGGUCGCCUCUGCGACUUCAAAGGCUGCGACCGGCCGGAUCUGCAGCCCCUUCAUAUCAACGGCUGGUUCUGGACCGCCGAGUUGCAGAAGCUCGCGCCGACCAACGAUCGUAGUCAAAAUGACUGGUCCGAGAGCGGCGGCAUCGGCAAGCCACAACCUGACAAUCGCGAGGCCAUACAGGGCGGUGCUCCCGAAAAUUGCCUUGCGGUCCUCAAUCAAUUCUACAACGAUGGAGUGAACUGGCACGACGUGGCGUGUCAUCAUAAGAAACCGUGGGUCUGCGAGGACAAUGAGAAUCUCCUGAAAUAUGUCCGCUUCACCAAUCCCAAUAUCCGUGUGUAAUAGAAGAAAAAUUUUCAAGGACCGAUAGCUUUACCUUUGUUUGAACGGGCUUAAGCACCUAUAAAGUUACAACGAAAACGCAUCUAUGCGGCACGCCAGUGAACGCGACUGAAUAGUAUAUAGAACAUCUUAUUUAUUACUAUUGUAAUAUUUAAUACCUCCAUACUCUCUCAUUUGCCCGAGAAACACGAAUUAUUUAAUCGUGAGAAAUUUUAUGUUGCCUUCAGGAAAUAUCACUAUUUAUAUUCCUAGAUAUAAUCAUAGAUGGAAAAUUAUAUUUAAUAGAUAGAGACUGCAGUUCAGGAUUUGUAGGUUACUUUAGUUUACGAAAAGUUACAUAUAUAAUUAUAUUUUCCUAAAAUAAAAUAUUACACUAAUUAUAUAUUCAUUAUUACUAUAUAGCAAUA
Molecule: messenger RNA, 2485 nt
Organism: Temnothorax curvispinosus
Lineage: Eukaryota; Metazoa; Arthropoda; Insecta; Hymenoptera; Formicidae
Exons: 5
Coding region: 1419-2078 (219 amino acids)
Source: RefSeq, a predicted model, not a curated record